AUGGAAACUUUCCUCUUCACCUCAGAAUCUGUAAACGAAGGUCAUCCCGACAAGUUGUGUGACCAGGUUUCAGAUGCCAUCCUGGAUGCAUGCUUGGAGCAAGACCGAGACAGCAAGGUUGCGUGUGAAACCUGUACAAAAACUAACAUGGUUAUGGUCUUUGGUGAGAUAACAACCAAGGCGAAUGUGAACUAUGAGAAAAUAGUUCGAGAUACUUGCAGAGGCAUUGGGUUCGUGUCACCUGAUGUUGGUCUUGAUGCUGACAAUUGCAAAGUUCUGGUCAACAUUGAGCAACAAAGCCCUGAUAUUGCUCAAGGAGUUCACGGUCACUUGACCAAAAAGCCAGAGGAAAUUGGUGCAGGUGACCAAGGCCACAUGUUUGGCUAUGCCACAGACGAAACACCGGAGCUAAUGCCACUCACUCAUGUACUCGCUACUAAACUUGGUGCCAAGCUCACUGAAGUGAGAAAGAACAAAACAUGCCCCUGGCUGAGGCCCGAUGGUAAAACCCAAGUGACAGUUGAGUACAAGAACGACAAUGGAGCCAUGGUUCCUAUCCGGGUCCACACAGUCCUCAUCUCAACUCAGCAUGAUGAAACCGUUACAAAUGAGCAAAUUGCUAAAGAAUUGAAAGAGCAAGUGAUCAAACCUGUCAUCCCAACCAAAUACCUUGAUGACAAGACUAUCUUCCACCUCAAUCCUUCCGGUAGGUUUGUGAUUGGUGGACCCCAUGGAGAUGCAGGACUCACUGGAAGGAAGAUCAUUAUCGAUACCUAUGGUGGUUGGGGCGCUCAUGGAGGCGGUGCCUUCUCCGGUAAGGACCCAACCAAGGUUGAUAGGAGUGGCGCAUACAUUGUCAGGCAAGCAGCCAAGAGUGUGGUAGCUUCAGGACUGGCUCGGCGUUGUAUUGUGCAGGUUUCUUAUGCAAUUGGGGUCCCAGAGCCACUUUCCGUGUUUGUAGAUACAUACAAAACGGGAAAGAUUGCAGACAAGGACAUCUUGGUUCUGAUCAAGGAGAAUUUUGACUUCAGGCCAGGUAUGAUUGCCAUCAAUCUUGAUCUGAUGAGAGGAGGCAACUGCAGGUACCAGAAAACAGCUGCUUAUGGGCAUUUUGGACGUGAUGAUCCUGAUUUCACUUGGGAGACCGUGAAGAUCCUCAAGCCUAAGGCUUGA
This is a messenger RNA of Sphenostylis stenocarpa, 1173 nucleotides long. The record is from the annotation of a GenBank genome assembly. NCBI's taxonomy places the organism in Eukaryota, Viridiplantae, Streptophyta, Magnoliopsida, Fabales, Fabaceae.